CAUUUCAUUAGUUGGUUGUUGGUCUUGGUGUUGUUGUUGUUGAUGAUGAUGAUGAUAACUUUACAGUAACUUUCAGGUAAAAAAGCUGAAUAGAGAGAAGAAGAGAGCUUAAAAGUGAGUAAAGUGAGAAGGGAAAAGUUGAUAUAUAAUAUAAUUUGAACAAUUCAAACUGCGCCUUUAAAUUGCGAGAUUUUAACUCAAAGAUUGUAAACGACGCAAGACGAUAAAUUUAAGAUUACUGUUUCUUUAGUUUUGUUUAGCAGCAUACAACGCCAACUUCAUCAUCAUCACCAUCAUUAACAACCGUCAUUUGCAAAACAUUUGUUCAAUUAACAAUAUUCUGGACAAAUUAGUUCAACAGUGUUGAUAGAAAUGUUAAAAAAUUAUUUUCUUGGUUUUUUGCUUUUAACAAGUGUAUUUACAUUGGUCAAGAGUCAAUCAGAAGAUGAAUCUAAUAGUAACAACAACCAAGAUGCAAGAUCAUCGAAUCGUCGAAUCCCUGAUGGAAGAGGCAGCGAUGUUCCCAUCUUUACCAAUGUCCACACUCAUCCUAAAACGGGUUUCUCUUGUUCAGACAAGAAAGCUGGCCAAUAUUACGCCGAUCCGUCUACCAAUUGUGCCGUCUAUUACAUCUGUUUAGCCGAUCAAUAUGGUCGAUUGUCACCAACAUCAUUCGCUUGUCCAAAUGGUACCAUAUUUAAUCAAGCAACCAAAGUUUGUUCACCUCAUGAACAAGUCUUCUGUACUUUGGCAACUCGUUAUUAUGACUCUUAUAGAGGUCACAUAGAUAGUCAAGGAAAGGAUCCAAACCAAUAUACAGCCCAUUAUGAAACCAUCCCAUCACAAUCCCACCAUCAAGCAUCCCAUCCACGAGCUCGACCUAUUGCUGCUGCCCAACCAGUCCAACCAUCAGCUACUCCAGUAACAACACCAAACCGUAAUCAGGGAACCCUUCGUAAUAGUGGUUUUGCCGAUGUUGGUCGAUUCUCUUCUUCUUCUUCUUCAUCCUCUUCCUCUUCAUCGUCUUCAUCUUCCAAUUCACCAUCUCAGGUACAGCCACUUGCACCGACACGUUAUACUCAGCCAACUAGACGAGGUCAAUUCCGUCCAAGUCUCAGUGAGGCUCCAAUUCGAGCAGCCGCACCAGUCACGCCAAGAACAACCACUACAACAACAACAACACCUCAACCACUGCCAGUUGAAUAUGUCUAUGAUUAUGAUUAUGAUUCAAACAAUCCAAACAAUCCUAAUCAUGGAGGUAACCCAAGUGUUGGAGGAGCAAACACAAGACAAGAGUCGCCUUUAAUUCCAAGUCAACCUAAUCCUGGUUCACCAUUAGCGCCAUUACCAUCAUUAUCACCUCUAUCUGCACCCUUUACAUCUUCACCAACUAUUGGACGGAAUAAAAGAUCUGCAGAAAUUGAGGAAACAGAAUCAAGUUUAGUCAACAUUGAUAGAAGAUCAAGAAGAAAGAGUGCACUUGAAUUGAAUUCCGAGGCUGGUUCAGUUGAAAGGCUUAAGCCAUCUAAUUUUACUUGCCAUGGAAAGGUUUCUGGUAUUGCUUAUGCUGAUAUUGCAAAUGAUUGUAAAAUGUUUCACGUUUGUCUACCUGAAACCAAAGGAAAGUUGAGUGAUUAUCAACUCUUCUGUGACAAAGGAUUGGGCUUUGAUCAAGUCAAAGCAACUUGCAAGCCACUUGGUAAAUUUGAUUGCUCAAAAUCUGAUAAAUAUUAUCCAGUCGAUAAAUCCGUUGACCAUGAAGGUUAUCGUAAGAACAAUUGGAGAGUCAAUAAGAAAUUGAGGAGUCCAAUUAAAAGUAACAAUAGUAAGGCAAUUAAAUAGUGAUUAAAGUAAAACUUGCACAAAUUGCCAAAAUCAAGUUGAAGGGAAUCAAGAAAAUUCAAUGAUUGAUUAUUUAAAAAACACUUGAAAACAUCGUUAUCAUCACCUCAACCCUCACCAUCAUCAUAACCAUCGUCAUUAUUAUUAGAGUUUUUAUUCAAUUUUCACUCAAUUUAUAAGAAUACUCAUAUAGACUUAAUUAUAUGAUUAGCGAAAACAAAUUGUUGCCAUUUUAAACUUAAAAAAUAAGUAAACUGUUGAACUCAGCAUCCAAUUUCAAGUCGUCUACUUUUUUGUCGACUUGAUUCAUGAUGCUUUAUAUUUUUUGCAAAAUAUAUAAUUAAAUAAAUUUUUGCGCCUUUUAAUUAUGAUCAACUAA
Molecule: messenger RNA, 2221 nt
Organism: Tetranychus urticae (two-spotted spider mite)
Lineage: Eukaryota; Metazoa; Arthropoda; Arachnida; Trombidiformes; Tetranychidae
Cellular component (GO): extracellular region
Molecular function (GO): chitin binding
Source: RefSeq, a predicted model, not a curated record